AUGUUCCGGAAUCAAGACAAGCCCAAAGCGGCAGCAGACGAAACGACACCACUUCUGGCGUCAUCGUCCAUUGCACCCACACAGGAUGCAGAAAUCGCAGACACUCUGGUAGCACCGCCGGCGACACUCUCGGACUCCACGCCUGGUGCCGAGGCAGAGCAUCACGAGAAGCCGUUGGACAAGACGCAGAUCGUCUUGCUAUGCUACACAAGAGUCGUUGAACCCAUUGCAUUCUUCUCAAUCUUUCCGUACAUCAAUAAUAUGCUUCAGGCCAACUCGGACCUUCCAGCAUCCGACGUCGGCUUCUAUUCGGGCCUGAUUGAAUCACUCUUCAGCCUCACGCAAAUGUCCGUCAUGCUUCUGUGGGGUCUGGCGUCUGAUCGUAUCGGACGCAAACCGGUACUCGUUUCCAGCUUGGUUGGCGUGUCCAUUUCCACGGGCAUAUUCGGGUUGGCCAGGAACUUGUGGCAGAUGAUCCUCUUUAGGUGUCUUGCCGGCGUCUUUGCUGGUACCAUUGUUACCAUCAGAACCAUGAUUUCGGAACACAGCUCGCCAAAAACUCAAGCUCGAAGUUUUGCUUGGUUUGCCUUUGCAGGGAAUCUGGGUAUACUCUUUGGACCCCUGGUUGGUGGUGCCCUAGCAGAGCCCGCAACCCAGUAUCCGGGCGUCUUUGGGAAUAUCGCCUUCUUCAAAGAGUUUCCUUAUGCGCUGCCGAGUUUCGCUGUGGGCGGCAUUGGCCUGACGGCUGUGAUCACAACAGCCCUGUUCGUGAAGGAGACGCUCAAGAAGCAACCUAGUGAUGGAAGGGCCGACAGCGCCGAGGGCGGCGCAUCGGAUUCUGCCAAGUCUUCGGUGACGAGCACGAGGCAGCUCUUGAAGAGCUCUAGCGUACCAAUGGCCCUGUACAUUUACGGGCACGUCAUGCUGCUUGCUAUCGUAUACACGGCUGUAAUGCCCGUGUUUUGGUUCACACCUAUUUCCCUUGGCGGGUUUGGUUUUACCCCGUUCCAAAUCAGCAUAUUCAUGGGGUUAACGGGCUUCUCCCAAGCAGUUUGGCUCCUUGUAUUCUUUCCCCCAUUGCAACACCGCUUGGGCACAAAUGGAGUUUUGCGUCUUUGUAGUGUGGCAUACCCCUUUGCCAUGGCUGCCAACCCUCUCCUGAGUGUGAUACUACGCUCAGGAGCCGAAUCAGUCUUUUGGUUGCUUGUUCCAAUCUUUUGCCUUACCGCACCCGGAAUUUCCAUGGCGUUUACGGCUGUUCAAUUAUGUUUAAAUGACGUAUCACCGUCGCCACAAUUGCUCGGAACCUUGAAUGCAUUGGCGCUCACAUGCACCAGUGGACUUCGAAGCUUUUCCCCUGCGCUGAUCACAAGCUUAUACGCUAUCGGCGUACGAUCGCAAAUUCUUUGGGGUUAUCUUGCAUGGCUGAUCAUUGUGUUCAUUGCCAUCGGCUUCACGGUUGCUGCUCGCUUUUUGCCAGCGGCGAGCGAGAAGGACUAUCCCGAUGAAAGCACAGAAGGAGAUGUUAGAGAAACCGACAACAGCGCUUCAACUUGA
Pestalotiopsis fici W106-1 is the source of this 1557-nucleotide messenger RNA. RefSeq lists its product as uncharacterized. The transcript has 2 exons. Gene Ontology annotation, molecular function: transmembrane transporter activity. The record is from RefSeq and is a predicted model, not a curated record. Gene Ontology annotation, biological process: transmembrane transport. Lineage: Eukaryota; Fungi; Ascomycota; Sordariomycetes; Amphisphaeriales; Sporocadaceae. The coding region runs from base 1 to 1557 and encodes 518 amino acids.